AUGCUCACUGGCAGUUGUUGCGCUUUCGUGGUCGUUCCGCUGCUGGCCGUUUUGGUCGGCACCGGACUGGUGAAGGUGGACGUGACGCCGCUCUGUGCGGCGGUCGGAGCCCUUCUGCCAGCUUAUGUCCCAAAGACGGCAGAUGGCAAACCCUUGGCCGUGCCGAACAAGGAGAUCCGAAGCUUCUUGCUUGAACAUGGCGCCAGAGGCCCGAUGGCCCAGCGUCCUGAGGAUGAACAGCCUCCCCUGAGGGGUGUUUACAUGUUCGAUCAGAUGGGCCCUACCGGCUGGAUAGAUUUCAGCUACUCCAGCUUGUGGGAGCCAUCAACUGGAGCAAUGGACGUCAACAUGUAUGACAUCACCGCCCAGUCUGGCGUUCCGGCUCCCAAGUUCGGUGGCAUCGGGCCCUUUGUCCCUGGCGGUCUUCUGCUUGCCGGGAUUGAACUAGCUCAAUCGCAAAUGCGUUUCUAUUGCCCGGCACGUAUGCAGGAUCAAGAUAGCUGCGUGAUUGUUGGAUCCUCUGCCGGAAAGCCAUUUCCCAAAAAGGACGAGCCGAGCUCGGCUUACAUGGCCCUGACACAACUUGAUGGCGGGCGACGAUACACCAGAGACACUUGGUUCGUGCCACCCUGGGCUACUGCGGAUGAUGCAUACACCAAGACACAUGGUACUUUCCACACCUACAGCUUGCUUAGACUGCUUCAUCCAAACAGGACUAUUGACGAGGAGAAUUUCAAUCUCUUCAUGGAGAAGCUCGAUGGUCAGGAUUUGAUCUUGCCCAUGUCUCUUUCAUCGUCAAUUUGA
This is a messenger RNA of Symbiodinium natans, 804 nucleotides long. The record is from the annotation of a GenBank genome assembly. Lineage: Eukaryota; Dinophyceae; Suessiales; Symbiodiniaceae.